AUGUCAGUGCAGCCCGUUGCCCCUGCAGAAGGACUGGAGGAAGCACUCAAGGUUGAUCCCGAUCAGAGCCACCUUCCUCGGGAGGAGCUGGAUAAGGAAGUAUUCGAGAACAAAAAUGUGGGGAAUCUCCAAAGGCGUCUCAAGUCCCGUCAUGUCCAGUUCCUGGCUUUGUCCGGGGCGAUUGGGACGGGACUCUUUGUGGGAGCAGGUCAAGUGCUGUCCCUUGCCGGCCCUCUCUCUGCAGUUCUCGCCUAUGCCAUUACUGGAUUCAACCUCUAUGCGGUGAUUAACAGUAUGGGCGAGAUGGCCACUUGGCUACCGCUUCCCGGUGCAGUCCCUGUGUAUGCGUCGCGCUUCGUAGACGAGGCUCUGGGUUUCACUCUAGGAUGGAAUUACUGGUAUCAGUUUUCAAUAGGCGUGCCAAUCGAAAUCAGUGCCGCGGCCUUGGUGAUCGACUAUUGGCCUAACGGGGUCUCCUCGGCCGUCUGGAUCACUAUACUCUACAUCACCAUCUUCGUGACUAAUAUCUUGCCGGUGCGGAUAUAUGGAGAGCUAGAGUUCUUCCUUGGAUCCAUCAAGCUAACAACAAUCGUUGGGCUGAUGAUUCUGAUGUUCAUUAUCACGCUGGGGGGAGAUCCUGCGGGGGACCGCAUUGGAUUUCGCUAUUGGAAGCACCCGGGCCCCAUGAAUGUCUAUCUGGAAACGGGCUCCCUGGGCCGGUUUUUGGCCUUCUGGAAGGUCUUUAUUCAAGCGACGUUCAGCUACGGUGGUAGUGAAAUGGUGGUAGUUGCUGCCGGAGAGACAGAAAAUCCCCGUCGAAACAUCCCCAAAGCCGUGCGCCGUGUUUUCUGGCGCAUCGCCAUUUUCUACGUCGGGAGCAUUUUCCUAGUGGGACUUUGUGUUUCAUCCCGAGAUCGCCGCCUACUCAAUGCCAUUAAUUCAGGUGCUUCUGGUGCCGGGGCAAGCCCGUUCGUUAUCGCCAUCGAGAACGGCGGAAUCAAGGUGCUACCCUCCAUCAUCAAUGCUGUCAUUCUGACUUCUGCUGUAUCUGCCGGGAAUUCGUUCUUUUACGCAUCGACACGAGUUCUCUACGCAACGGCUCUGGAUGGAAAAGCACCCCGGAUACUCCGCUAUGAAAAAUUCGGCGUCCCUUAUGCUUGUGUGGCGAUUACCGCUGCAUUGAGUCUGCUGGUUUAUCUCAAUGUGUCGGCGAGCUCUGCGGAGGUUUUCUUCUGGAUCAGUAACCUGAGCUCUGUCAGUACUCUAGUCGUCUGGACCUCGAUAUCGGUAACGUAUAUUCGCUUCUACCGCGGACUCAAGUACCAUGGGAUUCCGCGAUCCCAACUGCCUUUCAAAUCCCCGUUCCAACCAUACUUGGCCUACUUUGCUAUCAUAUUUUCGUCCACGGUUGCUUUCUUCAACGGGUUUGAUGCUUUCUUCCCGGGCCAUUUCAGUGCCAAGUCUUUCAUUCCACCGUAUAUCGACAUUCCCAUUUUUCUCUGUCUGUUCCUCGGCUACAAGCUUGUGAAGCGAACCAAGCUUGUUAAACUUGAAGACUUCGAUCUUUGGUCCGGUAAGGAAGAGGCGGAUCGGCUUGAAGCGGUUUGGGAAGAACCUAAACCACGAAAUUUUCUUGAGAGGAUCUGGUUCUGGAUUGCUUAG
This is a messenger RNA of Penicillium chermesinum, 1662 nucleotides long. Its product is annotated as Amino acid/polyamine transporter I. The transcript is spliced from 2 exons. The record is from RefSeq and is a predicted model, not a curated record. NCBI's taxonomy places the organism in Eukaryota, Fungi, Ascomycota, Eurotiomycetes, Eurotiales, Aspergillaceae. Gene Ontology annotation, biological process: amino acid transmembrane transport. Gene Ontology annotation, cellular component: membrane. Gene Ontology annotation, molecular function: amino acid transmembrane transporter activity. The coding region runs from base 1 to 1662 and encodes 553 amino acids.